AUGUCCCUACAAUUGCCACCUUUAUGUGUGACUCCUUCGCUUCUCCCUCUUCUCAAUCAUCUACAGCUCAAAUAUGGUUUCUCGUACGUACCAGUCGUAACAUUAAGGUUCGGAGUUGAAGCUUCCAGUGCGCCUUUAACUAUUGGCAGUGAUAGAUCAUCGUUUCCUAUUAUUUCAUCAUUGAGUAUGAGCUCACUGUUCAAUCAACAAUCACUGCCUGUUACUCGCGAUACUACUCGGUGCGCCAGCAGUAGUAGCUCCAACUCAAGUAUCUCAUCUGUUUCUCCAUCGAGUCCAUCAUCGUCUGACCGUAAAUCCAGUGCACGUAUGGGCAGUUGCCAAUGUGAUAUUUGUGGAAAAACAUUCAGCCGACAUUGGCUUUUACAGGGCCAUAUUAGGACGCACACUGGAGAAAAACCUUUCAAAUGUGAGACCUGUGGCAAAGCCUUCGCUGACAAAAGUAACCUUAGAGCCCAUGUACAGACACAUUCAGGUGAAAAACCUCAUGAAUGUCAUCGUUGCGGGAAGAGGUUUGCUUUGCGUAGCUAUCUUUCCAAGCAUGAAGAAUCAUCCUGUAACCGGCGCUCGCCUCCAUUUCCCUACAACAUGUAA
Messenger RNA from Auanema sp. JU1783, 612 nucleotides. NCBI's taxonomy places the organism in Eukaryota, Metazoa, Nematoda, Chromadorea, Rhabditida, Rhabditidae. The record is from the annotation of a GenBank genome assembly.